GGCUUGGUGAUGGUUGCCACGGCGACGGAUAUAAACAGUGGGCGGGGCUCCCCUCAGUUGGCAGCAGCAGCAGAGAUGCCCGGAAGCGUCUGCUCGGUGGGGGGCUCCUCCAACGCCUCCUCGGCCCGGUCCCGGUCCCAUUCCCACGUCCGCUACCGGACCAAACACGCCAGCUCCGAAGUGGACGAGAGCCUCUUCGGGAUCUCCAAGGAGGUGCAGCUCUCCCGCUCAGGGAGCCCCAUCGUGGUCCUCCGGGAGGUGGAGAAGGCCGGGAAGUCCCUCGGAUGGGGCCACAAACCCAAGACCAUCCGCAUCAUUGGCAGGGACCUCAUCCGAGACCUUGUCGUGCCGACUGUGGAUCCUUCGGGGGAGUCCCUGAUCAUCAGCCCCAAGGACUUUGAGCGCAUCAAGGAUGCCUCCCACGUCUUGACGAAAGAAGAGCGGGCGGCUCAAGAAGCAACGCUCAAGGCCGAGAGGGAAGCCAUCCUCGCCGCCGUGAACGAGCGGAAGAAAUCCAUGCAGUUGAAGGAGAUCCUGCGGAAGAAGAACGAGAAGCUGAACGACCUGGAAGAGGAGGCCAAGGAACGGGCUCAGUACCUGCUCGAGCGGGCCGCCAACCUGCGCAUGGAGCAGGAAGAGGAGAUCAAGGCGCUGAGCGAGAUCGUCCUGGAGGCGAAGUGCCACGCCAUCCGCGAUGCUCAGAUCCUGGAGAAGAAGCAGAUCGAGAAAGAGAUGAGCGAAGAGCAGAUGCGUCUGGCGAGGAUGAUGGAGGUGGAACGGCAGAAGGCCAACAAGAUGCAAGACGAGCUGGAGCAGAAGAGGAAGGAGGAGCUGUACAGGGGCAGGCGCUACAUGAUGGAGCAAAUCGAGAAGAACAACGAAUUGCAUGCCAUAAGGUCCGAGCAGCGGGAUCAAGAAGCCCAAGAGAUGCUGGACUACCUGGAGCGGCUGCAGUUCGAAGACGAAAGAGAAAUGGAGCGCCGGCGGCUGGAGCAGCUGAGGAUCCAGGCCGAGAUCCGGCAGAUCAACGACGAGAACCAGAAGCGCAAAGAGGAGAUGCUGGCGCAGGAGCGCAUGGCUGACAUGCGGGUGCUGGAGUACCAGAAGCAGAAAAUGGCGCGAGAGGCUGAGUUUGAGGAGGAGCAAAAGAGAAUCCAUCGCGAGAAGGAGAUGGAAACCGCCCGCCUGCGGGCCAUGCAAGAGAAAGCCCAGGACCACCAAGCGGAGCAGGACGCCCUCCGGGCCAAGCGCAACCAAGAAGCGGCCGAGCGAGAAUGGCGCCGGAAGGAGAAGGAUGCCGCCCACAAAAAGGCGCAGACCGAAGCCAUGCUCAAGCAGAGCCGCCUGGAGCAGGUGGCCCAGAAGGAGCACAACCUGGCCGUCCAGGUGCAAAGGGACCGAGCCGAGUUCGAGAGGAUUGUCCGGAUCCAGAAGGAUCAGAUUGCGAAGGAGCAGAAGGAGCACGAGCGGCGGGCCACGCUCCAGCAGAUCCAUGCCGACGAGAUCCGGCGCCAGGUGCGAGAGCACCAGCAGAAGCAGAUCCAGGAGCGCAUCGCCAUCUUCGAGGAGGGCAAGCGCCUGAAGGAGGAGGCGCGCCGGCGCAGCGAGCGCAUCAACGAGAUCAAGCGGAAGAAGCUGGACGAGCUCCGAGCCGUCGGCCUCCCUGAAAAGUACUGCGCUCAAGUGGAACGCAAAGCCUUUGUGGAGUCGGCCUCAGUGCGCUGAACGGGGCAACCCCAUAAAGGAACGCUGUAGCAUUUCCAUAUGUAACCUAGAUUUUCUAUUUUCUCAAAAGUAUUUUCUGAAUAGAACUAUUUCUGGA
Messenger RNA from Anolis carolinensis (green anole), 1822 nucleotides. It is a transcript of the gene cfap45, whose product is annotated as cilia and flagella associated protein 45. The record is from RefSeq and is a predicted model, not a curated record. Bases 10 to 1725 code for a protein of 571 amino acids. The transcript is spliced from 12 exons. Lineage: Eukaryota; Metazoa; Chordata; Lepidosauria; Squamata; Anolidae.